Molecule: messenger RNA, 2879 nt
Organism: Didymodactylos carnosus
Lineage: Eukaryota; Metazoa; Rotifera; Eurotatoria; Philodinida; Philodinidae
Source: the annotation of a GenBank genome assembly
CAAGGUAACGCUCAUCUCCACUCGCUCGGUCUUUUGUCCGAGAUAGUGUAAACUUUAUUUUAAAUAAUUACCUUGUUACUGUUCUUUUAAAUUUUUGGGGGGUACGCUGGUUGUCUGUCUGUGUGUGCGCAAAAUACGGAAAAAUGGUUGCUAGAUAUUCUAUGGAUAAGCGAAUCACAAGAGAGAGAAGUAGAAAAUUAUUUUUUACAGAAGGAAGAAAUAUUCAAAGAGAUGAUCUGAAAUAUCUACCGCUGCAGAGAGACAAUAGGCUAAGCAAACGUUUUCUGUAGGUCGGGGAUAGAUGUCGCCAGAUAGCAGUCAACUGUGAUAAUACAAAGAAAGUUGGCUACGGAUAAUGUAACUUACAGUGUGUAGAGAAUCUAUCAUAGCGAAUCGAUUAAAAAUAGUUCCAAUCUCCUUAGGAUCCGUAAAGAGUGUCCAGAAAACCUGUUAGCUUUAUGUACAUUAGAUGGUUUUUCCGUGGAAGCAGAGAAGUGCACAGCGUUUCUCAGCUAUAGUGGCUACGAACGCCGACCGAAGGGCAUUGCUUUGCAUUGAAUGAGCAUUGCUUGGAGUUCAGAAAUAUUUUUAGACUUCUGGGAGUUUUUGCCUUGCAUAUUUAUAUUAGAUUACGAACCUUACACAUGAAAACAGAAAAACAUCGAGAAGAUGGCUUAGUUAGGCUCCCGAGCGCCGACCGAAGGGAGGCGUGAGCAUUGUCUUCGAUUUAAAAGUCACGAAAGGGCGUUCAGUAGCGCAGAUCCAGGUUAUUAAAGUCAAGGGACCGAGCGAGUGGAGAUGAGCGUUACCUUGUAAAAUUAAUAAAUAUAAUUAAAUUUAAGUCGAGUUUUAUAUACAGAAAACUUAUGAAUGGUUUACGUUUUUUUUCCUUUUCUGUGCAUUAUUUCCUUUGGGUUUUUUCCAAGCAUAAGUCAAUAGAGCUGCGACAAAUAGCGAUUUUCUUUUCGAUUCAGCAUCGGGAACUAAGUCAAUUGAUGCAUAAUCAGUAUAAAAUUAUUCAAGCUUUCAUAAAGAUAUUUUUAAUGUAAUGUGGACACUUUUUCCAGAAGAAUGUGGUAGUGACAUUUUCUCGGAUUCUUUGGAAUAUGUGGGAAACGAUUAAAUAUUUCGAGCUGAUUUAUCAGGAGAGAUAUAACCUUUGAAUGUUCACAAGUAGCACAAGUUUCAGGUUAAACAAAUGCAUUUUAAGAAGGAUCUGGGCAAAACUAAAAUGAAAGUGUUGUAUAACACGCUUCUUUCGAAAAAAUUAUUUUGCCAUUUUCUAAUCAGUAUCCUCCACUAUAGAAGAAGAAACGGAUAUAUAUAUUCGCAAAGAUGCAUUUCUUCGAAUGAAAUAAUCACUUCGCAAUUCAACAAUGCAAGGUAAUUCGUAAUAAUCUUUUUUAGAUUUUGUUACGUUUCCCUAAAAUUCUUAGAAAAAACAAGAGGGAAAACUCACUUAAAAAAGGACAAAAAUGAGGAAAGCUAGGAUGAACCGGACCCCAGCAGGGAACAAAUUUGUUUUCCAUUUUUCUCAAGUUCCAGUUUGAGCCAAAAUUUAAAAUAUUAAGGUGCAUCUAAUGCAAAGUUACAGCAAAAUGUUUUUCUAAUCUACUAUACAUCGUUGGAUAGAGCGUUGGAUUCCGAUAUUUCUAACUCGUAAUCUGAAAAAGUUCUUUUUUUUAAUAUCAGAAAGAUGUAUUUUGCAUCUUAUUUUCCCAAAUUUCUACACUGAUUCUACCAAGAAAACUGACAAUUGCGAGCAUGAUUUGAUAUUAUAUAUAUUUACUGGAAGUUUCGUAGAAACUGAAUAUAAAAUAACCAUGUUUUUUCCACUGUAAAAGGUUGCUCUUAAGAGAUAGUCCACGAGGGACAGAAAACGUACAAUAUGCUCAAAAAUUAGAUUUUGGUAUAAGCUUUAUUCUGUCAGAAUACAAGCGGUAAAAUACUUCAUUACAAAACAGGAAAAAAUUUGAUUGCACAAAUGCAAAAGCAUUUUGUCAAACAGCUAGUUCAACUAAAAAUCUAGAAAUUCACGCAUGCACAAUCGAAUACAAAAAGAAUACGAUUCUUGCCUUGGUGUUAGUCAGUGCAAUAAUAUCGAAUAUAACAAACAAACUGAUGGCAAAAAAAAUCUAAUGAUGCUCUAACUAUACAAAUAUGAAAAUCGUGGAAAAUUGGUGAUGAUAAAAUAUUUCGAUGGUCUAAUAUCGAUACUGUCAAAAAUAUAAAUCCAUUAACAAGUAUUUUUACGCCGCCACACUUUGUAUCAUGGAUAGCAGAAACUACUAAAUGUGGUAAGCAGCGAGAUACUUUCUAGUUUGAUUUGUUUUUAAUCUUCCUAUCAUUUUUCCUCAAAUGCUAAUAAUUCGGACUCAUAUACCAUUCCAAGCUCAGUAUCUGACGAUGAUGCAGAUGAAGAAGAAAAAGAAGAUAAUAUUUCGUUGGCCAUAUUUGACUGACCUGAACCUGGUUGUAUCCGAUGCUUCAUAAAACAUAGUUAUUUAAUGCAACAUAUUACAAUUAGAAAGCAUCAUAUAAAAUUAGAAAAAAUGACUUAGGCUGAUAAAAGUAAAGUUAUAUAUAAACACAAGUCUGAAUCGGUUCAUUCAUGUCCAUUACCAAAAUUACUCUAUCAAGUAGUUCAAAGGACAAUAACCACGACCAAGCGGCCAUCAUUAGAAGAAAAUUGGGCAGCAGCAAAAACGAGAACCAGUAUUUCAUUUAAUUUAAAGCAAAAAGAUUUUUUAACAAAAAAAUUUGAUGAUGGAAUCCGAAGUGGUAUGAAAUAUGAUCCAGCUCGUGUUCCCGAAGAAAUGCAUACGAGUACAAGUAAUGGCCAAGAUGUACUUCGAUCACGUUCAGCAACUGUAACAUAA